Molecule: messenger RNA, 426 nt
Organism: Sphenostylis stenocarpa
Lineage: Eukaryota; Viridiplantae; Streptophyta; Magnoliopsida; Fabales; Fabaceae
Source: the annotation of a GenBank genome assembly
AUGAGCGAGGCUCAGGGCGCACAAGGCUCAUUGGGCGGGGUUGCAAUUCUCGAACCUGAUGGUCCAGGAGUAAACUAUUCUGAAACAUGGCCCAUUGUGUUUCCUAAAACCACCGGUUUACUUCCUCUGGUUUUCCCAAAACCUGUGAUGAGUUCGGCAAUUAGAGCAUGGAGUGUGGCAACUAGUGUUGGAAUUGUGGAGGCCUUGAAAGACCAAGGCAUCUGCAGGUGGAACCAUGCUUUCAGAUCAGCUCAACAGCGUCUCAAAACCCAUGUUGGUUCAUCCUCUCAAGCAAAGAAGCUUUCUUCCUCCUCUUCUUCCUCUUCUUCUGCUAUGAUCUCCACAACACUAAAACCUGAGAAGCCGAAGCAGUCAGAGGAGUCCUUGAGGACUGUCAUGUACUUAAGCUGUUGGGGUCCCAACUAG